Acanthosepion pharaonis is the source of this 792-nucleotide messenger RNA. NCBI's taxonomy places the organism in Eukaryota, Metazoa, Mollusca, Cephalopoda, Sepiida, Sepiidae. The record is from the annotation of a GenBank genome assembly.
AUGCCAUCAAUCUAUUUUCUCGGUCAUUCUCUCACACUCACAGGCGUAAUUCUCAUUCUCCUUCUUUGUUUAACUUGUUUUUUUCUCUUUACUCUGUCCACACCUAUUUUUUUUACUUCUUCCAUCAUUUUCAAUUUCUCUAUCCUUUUUAAAUUUUCCUCUUGCUCCCCUGCUCCUUCCUUCUUCUUCUUCUUUUCCUUCCUCCACUUCUUCCUCUUCGUCACCUCCUGCUUUUUCUUCUUCUUCUUCUUCUUCUUCUUCUUCUUCUUCUUCUUCUUCUUCUUCGUCAUAGUCGUUGUCGUCGUCGUUAUGGCCUCUUUUUUCCCCUGCUUUUCCUUUUCUUCUUCUUCUUCUUUGUCACUUCCUCCACUUCUUCCUCUUCGUCAUCUCCUGCUCCCCUUCUUCUUCUUCUUCUUCUUCUUCUUCUUCUUCUUCUUCUUCUUCUUCGUCAUCUUCGUCGUCGUUGUCGUCAUGGCCUCUUGCUCCCCUGCUCCUCGUCCUUCUUAUUAUUAUUUGUCACUUCUUCCACUUCCUUUUUGUCACCUUCUUCUUCUUCUUCUUCUUCUUCUUCUUCUUCUUCUUCUUCUUCUUCUUCUAAUCCAGCUCAUCUUCUUCUUCGCCUCUUUGCUCAUUUUUCUCCUUUUCCUGUUCCUCCCUACUACUGCCUCGCUUUCUUCUUUUUCUUCCCAUCAUACCCAUUUUUUUAUCUUCAUUUCCUCUUUCUUCUUUAGCCCACAAUAUAAAUUAGCCCUGACUGACCCUUGUCUCGGUGAACAUGGCCCACAGAAUUAA